Messenger RNA from Hemiscyllium ocellatum (epaulette shark), 1786 nucleotides. Its product is annotated as G-protein coupled receptor 183-like. The record is from RefSeq and is a predicted model, not a curated record. The transcript is spliced from 2 exons. NCBI's taxonomy places the organism in Eukaryota, Metazoa, Chordata, Chondrichthyes, Orectolobiformes, Hemiscylliidae. Gene Ontology annotation, cellular component: membrane. Gene Ontology annotation, molecular function: G protein-coupled receptor activity; oxysterol binding. Bases 150 to 1184 code for a protein of 344 amino acids. Gene Ontology annotation, biological process: G protein-coupled receptor signaling pathway.
GGCCAAAUACCUCUCACUUUUCAACACUGGCAGAUUUCUACUAGAAUUUCUUCAGAGACUUCAGGGACAGCGUGAGGAAACCUGGGCAGAAGAAGGAAGAACUACGCCAAGUACAGACUUGAACGGUUUCUGUUGGUUUUGACAUCACCAUGAAUAAUUCCACAAAUUUAACCUGUGAUGUCUACAUGCAUCAUGAGGCAGCAAAAGUCAUGUUUUCUUUCUUGUACAUUGUUAUUCUCAUUGUUGGGUUAACAGGAAACGUUUUAGCCCUGCACAUUACAUGCCAAAAACAUCAAAAAAUCAAUUCAACCACGUUGUAUUUAAUCCACCUAGCUAUCUCGGAUGCCCUCUUCACUCUUGCUCUACCAACUCGAAUAAUCUACACUGUCCGAGGAUUUGACUGGCCAUUUAGUGAAGCACUGUGCAGAAUUUCUGCUGUCAUUUUCUACAUAAAUACCUAUGUCAGCAUUCAGUUCAUGACCUGUCUGAGUGUUGACCGAUACAUUGCAGUGGUACAUCCACUUCGAUUUGCCAAGUUUCGGAAAGUACAUAACGUUAGAUACAUCUGUGGUGCGGUGUGGUUCUUUGUUUUUAUCCAGACAGCGCCCUUGCUGUUUGUAACGAUGACGAAGGACAAUAAUGGUUUGGUGACUUGCAUGGAAUACCCUAACUUUGAGACAAAUAAGAACUUGCCCAAACUGCUUCUCUUUGCCUGCUUUUUGGGAUAUUGCUUCCCAGUGACAGUCAUACUCUUCUGCUACUCACGCGUCAACGUGAAAUUAUGCAGGAUGGCAAAGGAAAACCCAUUAACCGAAAGACUUGGUCGGAACAAACGGGCUAUCACAGUGAUUUUGCUUGUUCUCCUGGCGUUUCUGAUAUGCUUCACUCCAUACCAUAUCACCAUUAUGCAGUACAUGAUCCGAAAGCUCAUCUCCCAACAGAGCUGUUGGCAACAGCAAGUCUUCAAGGUGAGCCUGCAAAUCUCCGUCUGCUUCAUGAACCUCAACUGCUGCAUCGAUCCACUUAUCUACUUCUUUGCGUUUAAGGGCUACAAGAGAAAGGUUUUGGGUAUAAUAAGACGCCACAUCACAUUGGCUGUCUCCACCAAGAGUAACUCUGAAAACAACAGCACUCCUGCUACCAUUAGCCAAGUCCAAGGUUCUGGAUCAGGAUCUGCCAAUUGACACUGUCCAAUUUAUUGCAUAAAUUCUUGGAACAAACAUGACGAAUACUAAUGUUUUUUUUAAAAUUGCUAACUCAGUAUCAAUUCUUUGCCAAGUUCAAGCCAAAGUAUCACAAGUCAUUAGGUUACCAGAGAUGACCUGAUAUGGUUUUAUAAUCUGUUUUCUCGAUUCAUCCUGGUAAACUGUGUAAAGUUAAUUUGUCCAUUUGUUAUUCAACCCCAUAUUCUGAGCUGGAAGCUGGGAAGAGUCCUUUAAGUUGCAGAGCUAAUCCAAAUUGAGAGGUCAAGGGUUCAAGUCCCAAAGAAGCAGGUUUUUAAUGUGCUUGGCAUCACAGGCUGGCCAUCGUUUAUUACCUAUCCCUAAUUGGCCUUGAGAAGGUGGUGAUGAGCUGUCUUCCUGAACCAUGGCAGUCCUGUACCUCUACAAACAGCCACAAAGCUGUUAGGGAGGGAGCUUCAGAAUUUUGGCCCCGUGGCAGUGAAGAAACAGUGUUAUGGUCCCAAGUGAAGAUGGUUUGUGGCUUGGAACACAUCAUGCAGAUCGAGUUUGCACAUAUGUGCUGUCCUUGUUCUUCAGGCAGGGAGAGCCAGGGGUUUUGUGGA